AUGGGGAAUCCCCGUGGUACUUGUCAUUGUCGAGGGUGGCCACAACAUUUUUGCAGAGGCGCAGAGCAGCGUCACACAACACGUACCUCUGCUGGCCUGCACCGGCACUGGCAGAGCGGCCGACAUCCUCAGCUUCGCGUUUUCAUGUCGCCUGCGCCAGUUUGCGCUGUGAUGAAGAACUGAGAGCCCGGCGUGUCUGCAAAGGGCGCGAGGUUCGAGUUCGCCUCUGCCGACCGGCAGAAACUGUUGGCAUGGUUGUCGAACGCCGACGUCUCCGGCGAUCGAGCCUCGAGCGCGUUCGAGGCGAUUGUGGAGAUCGUGCAGGACGCCAAUCUGAUCAACUCAUUUGACCUGACAGCCGCGCUCGAUCUGGACACCGCGAUCCUGUACGCGCUGAUCAAGACGUCGGCGGAGGUCGAGCAGCAGUUGGAGAUUGCGCUCUCCUGGAACCGAUCGGACAUCGCGAGGACGCGCAUCUUCGCCAAAAAGGUCGUAUUGCAGUCA
Molecule: messenger RNA, 504 nt
Organism: Protopolystoma xenopodis
Lineage: Eukaryota; Metazoa; Platyhelminthes; Monogenea; Polystomatidea; Polystomatidae
Source: the annotation of a GenBank genome assembly